UUCUUUCUUUUUCUCCUCGUCUCGAUACGAACCAAACGUGUUUUUUCGCUCACGAAAAAAUAAUUAAAAAAAGUCGGCAAAAUGACCGAAACUUUACAAUUAAAAGGAACAUUGAUUGGUCACUCAGGAUGGGUUACUCAAAUCGCUACCAAUCCUAAAUAUCCUGACAUGAUUUUGUCAAGUUCUCGAGACAAGACUUUGAUUGUCUGGCGUUUGUUGCGUGAAGCAAACAGCUAUGGGGUUCCACAAAAGCGUCUUUAUGGACACAGUCACUUCAUUAGCGACGUUGUUUUGUCAUCUGAUGGAAACUACGCUUUGUCCGGAUCUUGGGAUAAGACUCUCCGUCUUUGGGAUUUGGCUGCAGGCAAGAGUACUCGCCGUUUCGAGGAUCAUACAAAGGACGUUCUGUCUGUUGCUUUCUCAGCUGACAAUCGUCAGAUUGUGUCUGGAUCACGCGACAAGACAAUUAAAUUGUGGAAUACUUUGGCUGAAUGCAAAUACACCAUUCAAGAAGAUGGACAUAGCGAUUGGGUUUCGUGUGUUCGUUUCUCUCCCAAUCAGGUGAAACCUAUCAUCGUUUCAGCUGGUUGGGAUCGCACCGUCAAGGUCUGGAACUUGACUAACUGCAAAUUGAAGUUGAAUCAUUAUGGUCACAAUGGAUAUUUGAACACUGUCGCAAUUUCUCCUGAUGGUUCACUCUGUACAUCGGGUGGAAAAGACUGCAAGGCUUUAUUGUGGGAUUUGAAUGAUGGCAAACAUUUGCACACAUUGGACCACAAUGAUAUCAUCAAUGCUUUGUGCUUCUCUCCCAACCGUUAUUGGUUGUGUGUCGCUUACGGAUCAUCGAUCAAGAUCUGGGAUUUGGCAAAUAAGAAAAUGGUUGAAGAAUUGCGUCCAGGUGUGUCAUCAAACGAUUCAUCAAAGGCUGAUCCACCACAAUGCUUGUCUUUGGCUUGGUCAACUGACGGACAAACUCUCUUCGCUGGUUACAGUGACAACAAGAUUCGUGUCUGGCAAGUUUCAGUUUCUGCUUCAGCUCGUUAAAAUAUUUGCUGACAAUUUAUGCAUUGACAUUGCAUAUCAAGAAAGAAAUUGAAUAAAACAAUUCCCCUUCAUUCCAUUUUGUUGGGUGAAAAAAUGAAA
Molecule: messenger RNA, 1143 nt
Organism: Clunio marinus
Lineage: Eukaryota; Metazoa; Arthropoda; Insecta; Diptera; Chironomidae
Source: the annotation of a GenBank genome assembly